This is a messenger RNA of Merops nubicus (carmine bee-eater), 1338 nucleotides long. RefSeq names its product tryptophan hydroxylase 1 (gene TPH1). The transcript is spliced from 11 exons. Gene Ontology annotation, cellular component: neuron projection. The record is from RefSeq and is a predicted model, not a curated record. Gene Ontology annotation, biological process: serotonin biosynthetic process; aromatic amino acid metabolic process. Lineage: Eukaryota; Metazoa; Chordata; Aves; Coraciiformes; Meropidae. Gene Ontology annotation, molecular function: iron ion binding; tryptophan 5-monooxygenase activity. The coding region runs from base 1 to 1338 and encodes 445 amino acids.
AUGAUUGAAGAUAAUAAAGAGAAUGAAGACCAUGCCUCUGAAAGAGGACGAACAGCCAUCGUGUUUUCCUUGAAGAAUGAAGUCGGAGGACUUGUGAAAGCAUUAAAACUCUUUCAGGAGAAGCAUGUCAAUCUGGUACACAUCGAGUCACGGAAGUCCAAGAGACGAAAUUCUGAGUUUGAGAUCUUUGUGGACUGUGACAGUAGCAGGGAACAACUGAAUGAGAUCUUCCAGCUCCUGAAAUCCCACGUCAGCAUUGUCUCUGUAACCCCGACAGAGCAUUUCAGUGUCCAGGAAGAUGGAGACAUGGAGAAUGUUCCCUGGUUUCCAAAGAAGAUCUCAGAUUUGGAUAAGUGUGCAAACCGAGUGCUGAUGUACGGGUCCGAUUUGGAUGCUGACCAUCCAGGUUUCAAAGACAAUGUCUAUCGCAAGAGGCGAAAGUAUUUUGCAGACCUGGCUAUGAACUACAAACAUGGUGACCCAAUUCCCAAGAUUGAAUUCACUGAGGAGGAGAUCAAGACUUGGGGGACUGUGUACCGAGAGCUUAACAAGCUUUACCCAACUCAUGCCUGCAGAGAGUACCUUAAAAACUUGCCCUUGCUCACCAAAUACUGUGGGUACAGGGAAGACAAUAUCCCCCAGCUGGAAGAUGUGUCCCGCUUCCUGAAAGAGCGCACAGGUUUCACCAUUCGCCCCGUUGCUGGAUAUCUCUCACCCAGGGACUUCUUGGCAGGAUUAGCAUUCAGAGUUUUCCACUGCACCCAAUACGUUAGACACAGCUCGGACCCUCUCUAUACACCAGAGCCCGACACCUGCCAUGAGCUCCUAGGCCACGUCCCUCUUUUGGCUGAACCCAGUUUUGCUCAGUUCUCCCAGGAAAUUGGUCUUGCAUCACUCGGGGCAUCAGAUGAGGCUGUCCAAAAACUGGCAACAUGCUACUUCUUCACUGUGGAGUUUGGCUUGUGCAAGCAGGAGGGACAGCUACGAGUGUACGGGGCUGGCUUGCUCUCUUCGAUCAGUGAGCUCAAGCACUCGCUCUCCGGCAGUGCCAGAGUCAAGCCUUUUGAUCCCAAGGUCACCUGCAAGCAAGAAUGUCUCAUUACAACUUUCCAGGAGGUUUACUUUGUUUCUGAAAGUUUUGAAGAAGCAAAGGAAAAGAUGAGGGAGUUUGCAAAAACCAUCAGGCGCCCAUUUGGAGUGAAGUACAACCCUUAUACCCAAAGUGUGCAGGUCCUGAAGGACACCAGGAGCAUUGCCAGCGUGGUGAACGAGCUGCGGCACGAGCUGGACAUCGUCAGUGAUGCCCUCAGCAAGAUGGGCAAGCAGCUGGAACUUUAA